Molecule: messenger RNA, 2296 nt
Organism: Girardinichthys multiradiatus
Lineage: Eukaryota; Metazoa; Chordata; Actinopteri; Cyprinodontiformes; Goodeidae
Gene: stx5a
Product: syntaxin 5A
Exons: 12
Coding region: 295-1287 (330 amino acids)
Biological process (GO): intracellular protein transport; endoplasmic reticulum to Golgi vesicle-mediated transport; vesicle fusion
Cellular component (GO): Golgi membrane; SNARE complex; endomembrane system
Molecular function (GO): SNARE binding; SNAP receptor activity
Source: RefSeq, a predicted model, not a curated record
UCAGUCUCUCUAAGUAGACGUGGCAGUGACGUCAAUUCCGGAAAUGACCCGGAUCGGAACUUUAACAGAAGGGCUGGUUACUUCUCAUCUGAAACGUCGAGAAGCCUCGUUAAAAAUGUUGUGAUAUCGACUCAAACAUGCGCAUGUUUAUGAAGGACACUCCACCUUGGAUGUAGGCUUGUCGGCACAUCUGGUGGUCAUCCUAUUUUGUGAUUAUCAGACCGGCUUCAAGAGGAACAUCCAGCAGUUUGGAGCGGUCCACAGCGGGUUCCUAACCCUUCAACCGGCGGCACGAUGACGUGCCGCGACCGAACCCUCGAGUUCCAGUCGGCCUGUAAAUCUCUCCAGGGCAGACAGCAAAAUGGAGUGCAGCCCAGUAAGCCAGUUCACAACGCCCUCAGGCAACACAGUGACUUCACGCUUAUGGCCAAGAGAAUUGGAAAAGACUUGAGCAAUACGUUUGCCAAAUUGGAAAAACUCACUAUUUUGGCGAAGAGAAAAUCUCUAUUUGACGACAAGGCGGUGGAGAUAGAGGAACUCACCUACAUCAUCAAGCAAGAUAUCAACAGCCUAAACAAGCAGAUUGCACAGUUGCAGGACUUGGUGAGGUCCCGAGGCGCUCCGGGUGGCCGACACAUCCAAACCCACUCAAACACUAUCGUGGUGUCGUUACAGUCUAAACUGGCAUCAAUGUCUAAUGACUUCAAGUCAGUCCUAGAAGUCCGAACUGAGAACCUGAAGCAGCAGCGCAGCAGGAGAGAGCAGUUCUCCCAGCCUCCCGUGGCGACUUCUCCUAUGAUGGCCAACAACUUCAGGAGCCGCAAAAAAGGGGCCCAGGAGCCGCAUGCAGCUCGCGAGCCGCGCAAUGACUACCAGGGCUAUACAACCUCAAAUUUAAAAGAGAGCUCGGUCCUGAUGCAGGAUGAGUCCCGGAGCAUGGGGGAUGUGGCCAUCGAUAUGGACUCGCAGAGCAACCCUUUGCAACUCCAGCUCAUUGAUGAACAGGACUCAUACAUCCAGAGCCGUGCCGACACCAUGCAGAACAUCGAGAGCACAAUCGUGGAGCUGGGCUCUAUAUUCCAGCAACUGGCUCACAUGGUGAAGGAGCAAGAAGAAACCAUCCAGAGGAUUGAUGCCAACGUGGAGGACACACAGCUGAACGUGGAGGCCGCACACACAGAAAUCCUCAAAUACUUCCAGUCGGUCUCCUCCAAUCGGUGGCUGAUGAUCAAGAUCUUUCUCGUCCUCAUAGUUUUCUUCAUCAUCUUCGUCGUCUUCUUCGCGUAAAGAAAAGCACAUCAGAUGAAGCUAAAGCUGGACCAGGAGGAGACGUCAACACAACAGACUUCUUUCUAACGGUUUCAUGGAGGCCUGGGAUUAAUUUAAACAAACGUGAACUCAACCAUUUAUUUCCCAGCUGUGGACUCGCAAUAAAGUACUUUGGUGAAGAAAUGAAGUGAUUGAGCUCUGUCCAAAUAAAACCAAUAAAUGGUGUUAAAAUCUCCACUGUUUGUAGAGAGGAAAAUCUGCUCUGCAUUGUACUUUGACCAACUAUUUGUAAACAUUUAAUCAAAAUGGCUGUAAUUUAAUAGUUUGAUUCUGCAAACUGUCGUAUAAUUUAGAUUUAUUUCUUCCUCUUUAUCUCCUUUUUUCGUCAUCCAUUUUCUACUUUUAAUUCUAAGCCAAACAGUAGAACCAGAAUCUAUUCUCAUGUUGGUUUGCGUUGUUUUGCUGGGAGAGAUAAUAUCUUGUCUAAUCAUUAAUUCAUCAUUCAUUUAUGCUGUGAACGUUUUCUUACCCAGUUAGAUUUUGUUAUGCUUUCAAAGUUUAUUUGCCAAAUGGGCAAAUGGGUGAUCUCUUUAACCUGUGACAUGAUACAAAGAUGCUCGAGAGGUCGGGUACAUUCAGCUGAACUCUGCAGAAUAAUUUAGACAGUAUAGAAAUAUAUUGAAACCGUUUUCACUGGAAAUGUCUGCCAGCCCUCAGCCAGUUUCAGUUAUUAAAGGGAUUAAGACUCAUGCGGUGCCCCAGAGAGGAUCAGUGCUUAUGAAAGGGUUUCUUUUUGGCUCAAGCUGCCAGAUUCCCUGGAAGUAUCUGGUUGGUUCCCACCCCUCUGUAUCUAAUGUACAGGAUGUUAUUUAAAGUAUCGUCUCUUUUUAAGAAGAAAGAAGACAUGGUUCCUGGUUUCCCCUUCAGUUUUUUUUAGCCAAAUGCCUUGACUUUAUUGUACAAAGUGCAAAUAGUUCUAAUGAUGUAUUGAUGAGAGUGCACAAUAAUAAAACAAAAUGGGACCCUG